CCUUUGACAAAUGUGGUGGUUUUCCAGGCUGAACAAGACAACGGGCAUCCUCUCCCUGCCUUUGCCAACCUGCACAUCGAAGUCCUCGAUGAGAACAAUCAGAAGCCUUACUUCACAAGGGCCACGUACGAGGGCUUCAUCCUUGAGUCCUCUCCGGUGGGAACAACCAUCUCUGAUAACCAGAACCUGACUUCUCCACUGCAAAUCGUGGUGUUGGACAACGAUGUGGAGGAGAUCAAGGAUCCACAGCUCCAUCUCUUUCUGAAUGAUUACAAUACAUUUUUCACUGUGACUCAGAGUGGCAUCACCCGCUACCUCACCCUGCUGCAGCCCGUUGACAGAGAAGCUCAGCAGCUUUACACCUUCUCGAUGACAGCUUCUGACGGUGUCCAGGAGAGUGUUCCAGUGACAGUCAAUAUCCUGGUGAUUGAUGCAAAUGAUAAUUCCCCAACCUUCUCCAAUAUAUCAUACAACGUCAAGAUUUAUACAGAUAUGAGGCCUGGUGAAGGCGUUAUAAAGCUCACUGCUGUAGAUGCGGACGAGGGACCCAAUGGACAGAUAGUGUAUGAAAUUUUGGCUGGGGAUCAGGGAGACUUCAUCAUCAAUGACCGAACAGGCCUUAUCACCAUUGCUCCAGGAGUUGUGUUGGCAGUGGGGCGAUCCUACGCUCUCACUGUCAAAGCCUCCGAUAGCGCUCCUCCUGCGCAGAGAAGGAGCUCUAUUACUACUGUUUACAUUGAGGUCCUUCCACCCAACAACCAGAGCCCUCCCCGCUUCCCCCAGCUGAUGUACAGCCUUGAAGUCAGUGAGGCCAUGAGAAUUGGAGCCGUUUUGUUAAACCUGCAGGCUUUUGAUAGAGAGGGUGACCCUAUAAGAUACCUCAUUCAGAAUGGAGAUCCUCAACACGUUUUUAAUCUCUCUCAAAGUUCUGGACUGCUAGCCUUAGGAAAGCCCUUGGACAGAGAAAGCACUGACCGCUAUAUUCUGAUUGUUACAGCCUCGGAUGGCAGACCAGAUGGGACCUCAACUGCUACUGUUAACAUAGUGGUGACGGAUGUCAAUGACAACGGACCAGUUUUUGAUAUGUUUCUACCUAAAAACCUGUCUGUACAGGAAGAAGAAGCCAAUGCUUUUGUUGGUCAAGUAAGGGCCACAGACCCAGACGCUGGUGUUAAUGGUCAAGUUCAUUACAGUUUGGCAAACUUCAACGAUCUUUUCCGAAUCACAUCAAAUGGUAGCAUUUAUACGGCGGUGAAACUGAACAGAGAAGUAAGGGAUUUUUAUGAACUUAUUGUUGAAGCAACAGAUGGAGCUGUAGACCCCCGCCGUUCAACACUCACGUUGGCAAUCAAGGUGCUGGAUAUUGAUGACAACAGCCCUGUUUUUACUAAUGCUUCCUACACUGUCUACGUGCCAGAAAAUCUGCCCCCAGGCACUGUCUUCCUGCAGAUAGAGGCAAAGGAUGUUGACCUUGGCUCUGAUGUCAACUAUCGGAUACGGACGCAGGAGGCGCUGCAGUAUUUUGCACUCAACAAGUACACGGGCGAGUUAUCGCUUCUGAAGUCCUUGGAUUAUGAAUCAUUCUCUGACACAGAAGCAACCUUCACCUUCCUUGUGGAAGCCUUCGAUAGCAAGGGCACUAUGCCUCCUGGCCUCGCUACUGUCACAGUGAGGGUAAAGGAUAUGAACGAUUACUCUCCAGUAUUUAGCAAAAAGCUCUACAGGGGAAUGGUGGCUCCUGAUGCAGUCAAGGGCACCGUUAUCACGACCAUUUCAGCUGAGGAUCAAGAUCCUCCGGGCACACCAGCAAGUCGAGUGCGGUACAAAGUAGAUGUUGUUCUUCCCUACAGUGCCAGCAUUUUUGAUGUGGAGGAAGACUCCGGACGUGUGGUAACCCGAGUAAACCUAAAUGAAGAGCCAAGUACAGUGUUUAAGUUAGUGGUCAUUGCUUAUGAUGAUGGGGACCCCGUGAAGUUCAACACCACUACUGUAGAAAUUGCUGUGCUGCAGCCUUCAGUAAUCCCACGGUUUACGCAGGAUGAAUACAGACCCCCGCCAGUGAGCGAAAGCGCACCAAAAGGAACCGUGGUUGAAGUUGUUACAGCAGCUGCCUUGAACCAGACCAUUAUAUAUUCAAUUGUUUCAGGAAAUGAAGAGGAUGUGUUUGCUAUUAAUAACAGAACAGGUGUGAUCUCAGUUAAAAAGUCUCUGGAUUAUGAAAGUGUGAAAAGCUACGAGCUUCGAGUUCAAGCAGACUCCUUACAAGUGGUACGAUCCAAUCUACGCGUCCCUUCCAAAAGUAAUACAGCUAAGGUCUUUAUUGAAGUGAAGGAUGAAAAUGACCACGUGCCUGUCUUUACCAAAAAAAUGUACAUUGGAGGAGUGUCUGAAGAUGCCAAAAUGUUUUCUUCUGUGCUUAAAGUUAAGGCUGAUGAUAAAGACACUGGGAAUUACAGUGCCAUGCAGUACAGACUCAUCAUUCCUCCAAUCAAGGAUGGUAAAGAAGGUUUUGUGAUUGAAGCUUACACAGGGCUAAUAAAAACUGCGAUGCUGUUCAAAAAUAUGAGAAGAUCCUAUUUCAAGUUUCAGGUCAUUGCAACUGACAAUUAUGGGAAAGGACUGAGCAGCAAAGCAGAAGUACUUGUCUCUGUGGUCAAUCAGUUGGAUAUGCAAGUCAUCGUCUCUAACGUUCCUCCCACCCUUGUGGAACAAAACAAAGAUCAACUCAUAGGGAUUUUGGAACGCUACGUCCAAGAUCAGAUUCCCGGUGCGACGGUUGUGGUGGAAUCCAUCGGUGCGCGGAGGUUUGGGGAUGGCUACUCUGAAGAGGACUACACCAAGUCCGACCUCAUGGUCUACGCGAUUGACCCCCAAACAAACAGAGCUAUAAUGAGGAACGAACUCUUUAAGUUCCUGGAUGGCAAACUGCUGGACAUCAAUAAAGAAUUUCAGCCGUACCUGGGGCAGGGGGGACGCAUCCUGGAGAUCCGCACCCCAGACGUGGUGGCGAACGUCAAGAAGCAGGCGCAGGCUGUAGGCUACACGGAGGGCGCGCUCCUCGCCCUGGCCGUCAUCAUCAUCCUCUGCUGCAUGCCCGCUAUUUUAAUAGUCAUGGUCAGCUACAGACAGCGACAGGCUGAAUGCGCAAAGACCGCCAGAAUCCAGAUGGCUCUGCCAGCAGGCAAACCAGCAAGCGCCGCUGCCAAUAACCUCUACGAAGAGCUUGGUGACAGCACCAUGCGAGGAUAUGCACAGCAAGAGCAACAGCAGUUGCUGAGACCUUCUCUUCUCAGACCAGAGGAGUUAAGUAUGGAGUCCGGAAUUGAUCCAGGGCAGGAAUAUUAUGGUCAAGAUUACUACAGUUAUGAGCAUGGGUAUGAGGUAUGAACUGCCGGGAGCCGCCGGCGGCUGCUGUCUCCCUCGGGGCUGUACGAUGAGUAUGGGGAAGUCGUGGUGGAGAACGAUGGUGGCUACUACUAUAGCCCGCAUGGGUCGACAGCAGAUGAGGGGAUGAGUCAAGGCAGAGGUCUUCCAAGCAGAGGUAUAAGCCAGAGAGCAGGGGCUCAAAUAGAAGUUAGACCUUUAGGUGGUGGGAUGGAUCUAAGGCAUGGUCCUGGAGCUGCAUAUAGGACCGGUCAGGGAAAAAGGAAACUAAAAGCAGUGAUGCAUUUAAGCCGUGUAGCAGUCAGUGCUCGCAGACCAGUAGGAAGAUCUGAGUCUGCUCGUUCUCCGUGGAAGAAAGCAAAGAUAUUCCCCAUGAUUCUGCAGAAAGUGAAAGGCAGUAGGAAAGACUCCAGCUAUGCCAAGUUGAUGUCAGCUCGCCAAGUGGAUGAUGGGAAAAGCAUGAUUAUCAGGGGAAGUUACUUCCAGAAAACAACAGAUGACAGACCUUCGAUGAGAAAACUAAAUCAUGUGUUAAAACGCAUUAGUGUCUCCAGAAAAUUUCAAGAGCCUAUUAGCAAAGAUACAGUGCCUGCAAAAGGAGAAGGAGAGGAGGAAUAUGAAAAAGAUGAAACAAAAUCAGGAGUUUCAAUAAAUAUCACAGCAGAGAGUGAACACGAGGACAGUGAUUAUGAGAAGAAGAAGAAGAAGAGAAGAAAAUACGUUUCAGAUGAGUCAUCCGUGAAGAGCAGUAGCUCUGGCUCAGAGUCAGAAGACAAAGACUACUUGAAAGUAACUCUGGACCAAGAUGAAGCCACUGAAAGUACUGUGGACUCAGAUGAAGACACUGGGCAUGAUUUGGAGGAUUCUGAAGAUGACUCUGGAUCCAGCUCUAGCAGCGAAUCAGAGGAGGACUCCUCUGAAGAAGACGAUGAUGAGGAAGACUCUGACAGCGAUGAAGAUGAUAGCCUGUCAAAGAGCUCGUCUACACAAAGUUCAUACAGCAAAUCAGGGACUAGUGAGUCCAGCAGCAGAACAAGCACUGAAAGGUCCAGUAUAAACAGCAAGGGAGGUAGCUCUCGUGGCAGGGCGAGGCGGUCCAGCCAGAAAUCAAAUACUAGCUCUAAUGCAUCAGGUAGUGACAGGGACACAAACUACAGGAAAACUUCAGGAUCCAGCUAUAAGAGCAAAACCUCCUCUGCCAGCCUUGAAAUAGAAGACACGAUAGAAGAGGUGUCAGAAGAAGAUGAAGAAGCAGAUGUGGAGCAAGCCAGCGCAAGCCCCAGUGACACGGCGGGUAACUCAAAUAAGGCAGCUUCUGAAACAUCUGCCAAUACAAAAACUGCUGCUACUGAGGAAGACAAGGGAGAAAAGUCAGAUGUUAAUGGUGAGGGUAGCGUGGAUGAAAGCACAGAAGAGGUUGAUACAGAUGCUAGUGACAGAGAGGAAACUAUGAGUAAGAAUGAAUCUUCUUGCCUAGAAAGUGAAAUCAGCGUUACUUCCAAAGGGACAAAAAGCACAGUAAGUUCUGGUAAAACCACCACUUCCCCUGAUACUGAGAAUCAAAAAAACCAAAUCAAUUGGGCCAGAAAGAAAAGGAUCAAGUUGAUCGUGGACCCAGAGUACGAGACCAGCUCGACUGGAGAGGACAGCGCUCCCGAUUCCAGCCAGAGGAACCGUCUUAAUAACCCCAGUAUCCAAAACAACAUCAACGGUAACAUCUACAUUGCACAGAACGGUUCUGUUGUCAGAACACGGCGCGUUUGCCUUGGUAACAAUUUAAAAGUCACGUCUCCAGUCAGGCUGGGGAAACAGUUCAAGAAACUGGACAAGCUUGCAGUGACACAUGAGGAGAGCGUCCCACUGAACACGUUGUCAAAGGGACCAUCUUCUAGUGAUAAAAUGAACACAGGACCUUGCAGUGUCUCCUUUGCUUCCUCGACUAUAGGGGCUGACAAUAUAGUAACGAAGGCGGGGGGCUCCAGAAUGAAAAGCACAGAAGAGCACGAAUCGGUUGUCGAUCGUGCGGAUGUCAAAGAGCCCUUGGAGUCGCACAGUGAACACACACAGUCAGAUGAGGAGGAGCUCUGGAUGGGCCCUUGGAACAACCUUCACAUACCAAUGACAAAACUGUGAUUAUUUUUUUUUUUUUUUUUUUUUUUUAAUUUUUACUUCAGUUUAUAAUAAACUGCGCUUUUUAUUGUCACUGAGGAAAAUGUAUGAAAUUUGUAUUGUGCACAUGUUGUAUACUACAAAUGACACGCUUUAAAGUCUAAAAACAAAAUUUGCACUCACAUUUGUACCAAUUAAUUGUCCUCCCCAAUGAACUAUUUUGAAAGGCUCCCAUUGCACUAAACAAUACUUCAUUUAAAUUAAUUAGGUUUUUUGGAUCUUGAUUUAUUGUUUAUUAAACAGUAAACUACUAAUAAAUGCACAGCAGCAUUUGGUUAACUUUUCAGACAGUUCUAUACAUGCCUAGCUUGUUUUUCUGUAUGGUACUUGUGGCUAUACUGUUUAGAUUUGGAAAUUGUCUUAUUUAUGUUCAAGAUUUAUAUCCAGAGCUCUUGAUUCUGAACUCAGAGUAAUAAAUUAAAAAUAAAUCCAUG
Molecule: messenger RNA, 5987 nt
Organism: Merops nubicus (carmine bee-eater)
Lineage: Eukaryota; Metazoa; Chordata; Aves; Coraciiformes; Meropidae
Product: protocadherin-15-like
Biological process (GO): homophilic cell-cell adhesion
Cellular component (GO): plasma membrane; catenin complex
Molecular function (GO): calcium ion binding; cadherin binding
Source: RefSeq, a predicted model, not a curated record